AUGCUCCAAACUGCCCAGGCAGCAGGAAGGCUGCACCGAGUAACCGGUGUUGUAUUUUACUUUCAGAGUCCUUCCCAGCUUCCCUAUGGCAAAGCCCUCUACAGUUACGAGGGGAAAGAGCCUGGUGGCCUCAAGUUCAGCAAGGGAGAUGUCAUCAUCCUGAGGCGCAGGGUGGACAAGCACUGGUUCCACGGGGAACUGAGUGGUACCCAUGGCUUCUUGCCAUCCAGCUAUGUGCAGUGCCUCCAGCCCCUGCCACCUGCCUUGCCUCAGGGCAAAGCCCUGUAUGACUUUGAGAUGAAGGACCAAGACCAGGACAAGGACUGCCUGACCUUCACCAAAGGUGAAGUCUUGUCUAUGAUCAGAAGAGUGGGUGACAACUGGGCAGAGGGAAUGCUGGGAGACAAGGUCGGAAUUUUUCCCCUCCUAUAUGUGGAGCUCAACGACUCUGCCAAGGAGCUUAUUGAGAUGGACAAGCUCUGCCCAGCUGCUGUAUCUGGCUGCCAUGCCUCAUUGCCCUCUGACCCCGGCACAGUGGCCAGUAUGGCCCCACGUCCCACUUUAAGCAGCACAGGGGCAGUCAGUGCCUUUCAACAGCAUGCAGACAGCAAGAAGAACAUCAAGAAAUGCCAUUCCUUUACCAUAUUCAGUGUGACACACAGGUCCUCACAGGCCACCAGCCACAGGCAUUCCAUGGAAAUCAGUGCUCCAGUUCUGAUCAGCUCCAGUGAUCCCUGGGCUGCGGCCAGGAUCGGGGACCUGACUCAUCUGUCCUGCAGUGCUCCUGCCCAGGACUCCUCCCCAGCUGGAUCCAACCCAGUGGCUGAGCAGCACUGCAUGGCUCCCAAAGCCCAGCUGUCCUUCAAUAUGUACUUGGCACUCUAUGCCUACAAGCCCCAGAAGAAUGACGAGCUGGAGUUACACAAGGGUGAGAUGUACCAUGUCCUUGAGAAGUGUCAGGAUGGCUGGUUCAAGGGCACAUCCCUGAGGUCUGGGCUUUCUGGGGUGUUUCCAGGGAACUACGUGAUGCCUGUUUCCAGGGCUCCCUUAGAAGGGGCUGGGCUACCCUGGAAUAAUGUGGUUGGAGGUUCUCCACUGGCCAGAGGGAUAGCCACAACAAUCCACCCAGGUGGUAGAAGCCUGAGCAGCCCUGCUCGUGCCCUGAGACCAGUUCUUCCUCUCAGCACAGCCCAGGUCCAGCACCAGGCAGCCUCUCCCCUAGUGGGCAGUUGUCUCUGGCACUCAGCCCAGUUGGUGGAGAGCCGAGCCCGAAACACCACCCCCACAGCUACCCACUCCUCUGCUCAGGAUCAAGACCGACCAACCACCACAGUGUCACCCGUGCACACCCAAAACUCCCUUCUGCCCACAGCCAGCCACAAGCCCCACUCCAUGGUGUCCCCGAAGCACCUCCAUCAGCCCCCAAUGCAGACCAUCACUGAGGCACAGUGCAUUCGGCCAACCAUCCCACUCACAUCAGCAACAUCAGCCAUCACACCUCCCAAUGUCACUGCUGCCAAGCUCAAUGGGGACACCGGAGUGGGGACUGUCAGUGGCCUGUCAACAUUCAGCCCCACCAACAUGGAAUGCAAACCUGAUGAGAAGAAAAAUGAAAAGAAAGAGAAGAAGAGUGGGCUGCUGAAACUUCUAGCCGGGGCAUCCACCAAGAAGAAGUCUCAAUCCCUGACGUCCAUCUCUCCCACCCAUGAUCACCAGGUGGCAGUAGACACUUCACUUUAUGGUGCAGUGGGGCUGGAAGUGUCCUCACUGUCCAUCCAUGGAAGGGCAGAGUCCUGCCCCAUAGACAGCGAGAUUCAGGGGGCAAUGGGGAUGGAGCCACUGCACAGAAAGGUGGGCUCCUUAGAUCUGAACUUCUCAUCACCUUCUAGGCAAGCCCCUUUCUACAUGGCCAUCACCUGCCCCAAGCCCAAGCCCAAGCCCAAGCCGGUGCCUAGAGAGAGGUAA
This is a messenger RNA of Artibeus jamaicensis (Jamaican fruit-eating bat), 1965 nucleotides long. It is a transcript of the gene SH3RF3, whose product is annotated as SH3 domain containing ring finger 3. Gene Ontology annotation, biological process: positive regulation of proteasomal ubiquitin-dependent protein catabolic process; protein ubiquitination; positive regulation of JNK cascade. Gene Ontology annotation, molecular function: ubiquitin protein ligase activity; protein binding. The record is from RefSeq and is a predicted model, not a curated record. Lineage: Eukaryota; Metazoa; Chordata; Mammalia; Chiroptera; Phyllostomidae.